Messenger RNA from Spodoptera littoralis (African cotton leafworm), 1776 nucleotides. Lineage: Eukaryota; Metazoa; Arthropoda; Insecta; Lepidoptera; Noctuidae. The record is from the annotation of a GenBank genome assembly.
AUGGCUAAUGACUAUUAUUUCGGAAAUAAAACUGAAAAUUAUAACGAAAUGUUGAUGAAUGUUUUUAAUAUCGAUAUUAUCCCUAACAACUGUCAAAGAAAUCUUAUUUGCGAGGAGUGUGUCACCAAGCUCCGAGACGCUGCAGCAUUUAAGAGGAAGGUGCUAGGUAUACAGGAGGCAAUGAGGAGCAGCAUUGGUUGGGAACGUGUGGCCAUGGAAUUAGGUACGAAAUAUCAAGACGCUGAUUCUGUUGAUGAUUCCGACCUAGAACUAAGUGAUACUGUUGAGGACAGUUAUUUCCAUUGCGGCAAUUUUAAUCGUGCUGAGAAAGAACAAACCUUCGUGAUAUCUAUAAACCAAGUAGCAUUUGAUUCAAAAACAUCUCAAAAACCAGUAUUUCCAAGUAAAGAAAAUGAAAAUGGGUGUAUACAAAAUUCUGAUGCCAGCCUUAGCAAAACUAAAGAUCUCAAAAGCACUAACACUUUCAAAUCGAAAUUAAGGAAAACCGUUAUAAAUUCAAACGUAACGGUUUCGAAACAGAAUUUACAAGUACCUAUAGAGAGUCAUGGUUCAAAAAAUGAUAUUUCUGAUGCGAUGACCAAUGAUGAAGACAACAGUAACGAUUUUUGUGCUGCAAUAAUUGGUUCAGGAGAUGAUGAUGUUGAUGGAGGUGAUUUUGAACAUAUCAAAGUUGCUGGCUACAAAAUGGUCAAGAGAAAAUGUGUUGCAGCGAAACACAAGCAAGCUAUAAAGGAAAAAGAAGGACAGCAACAAACAGACCCACAUUUGAAAGAUAAAGCCCAAAAUACAUUGAAAUUAAUACAAAACUCAAAUCUUUGCGUCUUUAAGUCUUUUCGAAAUAAAUUCGGAUGCAUGCUCUGUCCGUUAAAAUACCCAGUCUUCAGCGAUUUGAGGGAACACUACAACACGCAUAGAAACACUAAGAGGCUCUCUGCGAUCGUCCGUAAAUUACGCGGAAUAAAUUGUAAAAAUGCAGAAGUAACAAAUCUAAAAUGCAACAAAUGUUCAGCAAAUUGCAAUGAUCUGACAGAUUUAAUUGAACAUCUAAAAAAUAAACAUGAUAUUUCUUUACGUGGAAAAGAGCAUUAUUUAGUGCCAUACAAAUUACAAGAUGGCGGUCCUUACCAAUGUCUGUUGUGUGAUGAAAAGUUGCAAUCUUACAUGAAGUUGUCCAUUCAUAUGAACAGCCAUUUUCCUAAUAAUGUUUGUGAGAUUUGCGGGCAGUCUUUUAUGAACCGUCGAAGUCUAAGCAUGCACGUUCAAUGUCAGCACAAAGAAAAAAAAUGUUCAAAAUGCCCCGCCGUUUUUUUGACAAAUGGGUCCCGUAUCAAGCAUUUGAGACAAGCACAUGGGAUAAGAAACUCAAAACGUUACUGCAAUUUGUGUAGCAAGCAUUUUACUUACACUUAUAUGGUUGACGAACAUAAAAUAAAGGAGCACGGCUUCAAAAGACCUAUUUGUAACUGUCCGGAAUGCGGCAAAACAUUUAGUAAGCCGUUAAAUUUGAAAACUCACAUUCGUAGCGUGCAUAUAAAGGAACGGAAUUAUCCUUGUCCAAAGUGUGAGUUACGGUUCUUUACGAAUUGUGACCUGAAACGCCAUGAAAAAACUCAUGAAGAGUUAAGAUCUUUUUGCUGUACUUAUUGUGUAAGUAAGUUUAAAAGUAAAGAUUCGUGGCGAAGGCAUUUAAGGAGACAACAUGGACAUGUGUUCGGUGGCGUAACUUUAAGUAAAAGUGACUGUACUAUUGAAUGA